Molecule: messenger RNA, 3361 nt
Organism: Acomys russatus (golden spiny mouse)
Lineage: Eukaryota; Metazoa; Chordata; Mammalia; Rodentia; Muridae
Product: E3 ubiquitin-protein ligase CBL-B
Exons: 15
Coding region: 77-2440 (787 amino acids)
Biological process (GO): negative regulation of epidermal growth factor-activated receptor activity; signal transduction
Cellular component (GO): plasma membrane; membrane raft
Molecular function (GO): receptor tyrosine kinase binding; calcium ion binding; phosphotyrosine residue binding
Source: RefSeq, a predicted model, not a curated record
AUACUUACCUCUCUUUCUUUUUUCCACUGUACUUGACAGACGGAAUCUCACAAAACUGUCCCUGAUCUUCAGUCACAUGCUGGCAGAAAUCAAGGCAAUCUUUCCCAAUGGCCAGUUCCAGGGAGAUAACUUCCGCAUCACCAAAGCAGAUGCUGCUGAAUUCUGGAGGAAGUUUUUUGGAGACAAAACUAUUGUACCAUGGAAAAUCUUCAGACAGUGCCUGCAUGAAGUCCAUCAGAUUAGCUCCGGCCUGGAGGCAAUGGCUCUAAAGUCAACCAUUGAUUUAACUUGCAAUGAUUACAUCUCAGUGUUUGAAUUUGAUAUUUUUACCAGACUAUUUCAGCCCUGGGGCUCCAUCUUACGGAACUGGAAUUUCUUAGCUGUGACACAUCCAGGAUACAUGGCAUUUCUCACAUAUGAUGAAGUUAAAGCACGGCUACAGAAAUACAGCACCAAGCCUGGGAGCUACAUUUUCCGGUUAAGCUGUACUCGGCUGGGACAAUGGGCCAUUGGCUAUGUGACUGGGGACGGCAAUAUCCUACAGACCAUACCUCAUAACAAGCCCCUAUUCCAAGCCCUGAUUGACGGUAGCAGGGAAGGCUUUUAUCUUUAUCCUGAUGGGCGAAGUUAUAACCCUGAUUUAACCGGAUUAUGUGAACCUACACCUCAUGAUCAUAUCAAAGUUACGCAGGAACAAUAUGAACUGUAUUGUGAAAUGGGCUCCACUUUCCAGCUCUGUAAGAUCUGUGCAGAGAACGACAAGGACGUGAAGAUUGAACCCUGUGGGCAUCUGAUGUGCACCUCGUGCCUUACCGCAUGGCAGGAGUCUGAUGGCCAAGGCUGCCCCUUCUGUCGCUGUGAGAUAAAAGGCACUGAACCCAUCAUCGUGGACCCCUUUGAUCCCAGAGACGAAGGCUCCAGGUGCUGCAGCAUCAUUGACCCUUUCAGCAUGCCCAUGCUUGACUUGGACGAUGAUGAUGACCGAGAGGAAUCUUUGAUGAUGAACAGACUGGCGAGUGUUCGAAAGUGCACUGAUAGGCAGAACUCACCAGUCACAUCCCCAGGAUCCUCGCCCCUUGCCCAGAGAAGAAAGCCUCAGGCAGACCCUCUGCAGAUCCCCCACCUCAGCCUGCCGCCAGUGCCUCCUCGCCUGGAUCUCAUUCAGAAAGGCAUCGUGCGCUCUCCCUGUGGCAGCCCCACAGGCUCCCCGAAGUCUUCUCCCUGCAUGGUGAGAAAACAAGACAAGCCCCUGCCAGCGCCACCCCCUCCUCUCAGAGAUCCCCCGCCCCCGCCAGAGAGGCCGCCCCCAAUCCCACCUGACAACAGACUGAGCAGACACUUCCACCAUGGUGAAAGUGUGCCUUCCAGGGACCAGCCAAUGCCUCUUGAAGCCUGGUGCCCCCGGGAUGCCUUCGGGAGUAAUCAGGUCAUGGGAUGUCGCAUCCUCGGGGAUGGCUCUCCAAAGCCCGGACUCACAGCAAAUUCCAACUUAAAUGGAAGACACAGUAGAAUGGGCUCUGACCAGGUCCUUAUGCGGAAACACAGACGUCACGAUUUGCCUUCAGAAGGAGCCAGGGUCUUUUCCAAUGGACAUCUCGCCAGUGAAGAAUACGAUGUUCCUCCUCGGCUUUCCCCUCCGCCUCCAGUCACUACCCUUCUCCCUAGCAUAAAGUGUACUGGUCCAUUAGCAAAUUGUCUCUCAGAGAAAACAAGAGACACGGUAGAAGAAGAUGACGAUGAGUACAAGAUUCCGUCAUCCCAUCCUGUCUCUCUGAAUUCACAACCAUCUCAUUGCCAUAAUGUCAAACUUCCUAUUCGGUCUUGUGAUAACGGUCACUGUAUCUUGAACGGAACUCAUGGUACGCCUUCAGAGAUGAAGAAAUCAAACAUCCCAGAUUUAGGCAUCUAUUUGAAGGGUGAAGAUGCUUUUGAUGCCCUCCCUCCAGCCCUCCCUCCUCCCCUGCCUCCUGCAAGACAUAGUCUCAUUGAACAUUCAAAACCUCCAGGCUCCAGCAGCCGGCCUUCCUCAGGACAGGACCUUUUCCUUCUUCCUUCAGAUCCCUUUUUUGACCCAGCAAGUGGCCAGGUUCCAUUGCCUCCUGCCAGGAGAGCCCCAGGAGACAGCAGCGUCAAAUCCAACAGAGCCUCCCAGGACUACGACCAGCUCCCUUCAUCGUCCGAUGGUUCGCAAGCACCAGCUAGACCCCCCAAACCACGACCCCGCAGGACUGCACCAGAAAUCCAUCACAGAAAGGCCCAUGGGCCCGAGGCAGCAAUGGAAAACGUCGAUGCAAAAAUUGCGAAACUCAUGGGAGAGGGGUACGCCUUUGAAGAGGUGAAGAGAGCCUUAGAGAUUGCCCAGAAUAACGUGGAAGUGGCCAGGAGCAUACUUCGAGAAUUUGCCUUCCCCCCUCCCGUCUCCCCACGUCUAAAUCUAUAGCAGCCAGAACUGCAAACACCAAAGGGUAAAGCCGCUGACAAAUAUUCCAGGAGGAUGGGACAGAAGGACUGAGAGGGCACGCAGGAGCCACGGUGUCUUUUUUGCAUCUCCAGAAGGGCAGCCUGGCGUCCGGCUUCUCUGGAGACCACAGCUCCCUCACGAUGCCCACGCUGCGGCUUCCGUGUUUGUGCUAGCCAUACUUUUAAAUCAGGGUUGAACUGAUAAAAUAAUUUAAAGACGUUUACUCCCCCCUUGAACUUGGAAAUCUGUGAAAUGCUUUUCCUUGUUUACACGUCAGCAGAAUUGCAGUUUGUCUGUUUUUGAUUCAUGUACUGUGUUCCUGACAGGCCCUUUACAGAGUCGGUCCGGUCUGCUGUAUGCUUUUCCAUGCCCACCUCCUGCUGCCCCCAGCAGCAGCAGAGUCACUGCUUUGUGUUGCUCUCUCUCCAGGCCCCACCUCAAGUCCCCGAGUCCAGUUCCAUUUCUCCCAUUUACACAGCAUGGUCCAAAAGUUCUAAUUUUCAGCAUUUUAAAUUAAUGCAGAAAGAAAAAAGAAAAAUGUGUGUGGUCUUGUCUUCACUACUGAGUCUUUUCUUUAGGAACCAUCACUGUUGAGAGGUGGCGGAAAAACCUGAAUGUAAAAAGCAUUUAUUUGUCAAUAAACUGCCUUUUGUAAGGGGUUUUUCUCUAAUAUAAAAGAGCUUCCCUUGUUAGCUUAAGUUCUGUGACCUUUAGUUUUCCAUGCUCUCCCUCCUGUCGACCCAGGAGUGCCACAAUGCUGUAAAAGUGACUACUGCAGAUGCAGGGACACAUGCUUGCAUGAGACAGUGCUGUAGCACCGUGCCAUAAUGAGAUCCCCUGAUAUUUAUGCCUGCAUCACUUUGAGGAAAGCUGGGCAAGGGGGGCCGCUGCCUCACAGUA